Radiomyces spectabilis is the source of this 2870-nucleotide messenger RNA. RefSeq names its product LMBR1-like membrane protein-domain-containing protein. NCBI's taxonomy places the organism in Eukaryota, Fungi, Mucoromycota, Mucoromycetes, Mucorales, Radiomycetaceae. The record is from RefSeq and is a predicted model, not a curated record. The transcript is spliced from 13 exons. The coding region runs from base 91 to 2493 and encodes 800 amino acids. Gene Ontology annotation, cellular component: membrane.
GGCGGAUGAAGCUUCUUUUAGUCCAUUUUUUCGUCCACCUAGUCGUUCUGUUAUUUCUGUUUGAAGCAUUGCUUUUUUGCCCAUGUUACAAUGGAAACCGUCUUGAUACAACAGACCAACUGGGUUCCGUUAAUAUUAGCUACCACAUGUUUGCUGGUGGUGGUCAUAGCUGUCGUCACUCAUUAUUGUAACGUCAAAGUUCAGCCCUGGUACGUUUCCGUCGUAUGCGUCAUUGGAUGGUUCUUCCCUUUCUGGAUCGUCCUCCUCCUACCCCUCGACCUCGCUUCCACGAUGUACGAUCAAUGUGCAGGCGAGUGUAAAGUCCCGUUCACACAUGUCUCCAUGUCAUUUCUCAGUACCGCUUGGCGCACGAUCUAUUGGACAUCCUUUUGCCUUACCUGGAUGAUGAUUCCCAUGAUGCAAGCCUAUGUCAACACCGGCGAUUUUACAGUUGUCAAACGGAUUCGAGCCGCCUUUCAUGUCAAUAUUCGAUUCUACAUGAUCUACGUUGUUGUUGGAUUCAUUGGUUUGGUGUAUCUGAUUUUCGGCAGUGGAUAUACAACUAGAGAAAAGAUUCAAGGUUUUGUCAUGGCCAUGGCCAACAGCUGGGGUUUGCUAUUGGUAAUUGUAUUUAUGGGCUAUGGUCUCGUCGCUGUUCCACGAAAACUGUGGUUCCACGAUCAUGCCGGCCGUCACCUAAAGCAACUCUAUGCGAACGCGGUGCGUCUCAAGGAGGAAUGUAUUGAUAGCGAGCUAGAGUUUAACGAGGUUGCCAAGACCAUGAAUACGAUAUCGCAGCAAAACCUCGUGAGUGAUCCAUACAUGCGAAAACUCGUCGAGAAAAUGGUGCACCGAUUUCCUUUUGUGCUUCAUCCAGAUUACGUCGAUCGGGAUCGAAGUAUCACGAUUCCUCGCACCAUGACCGAGGAAUACUUGAUCAAACUAAACCGACGCAUGAUUCUUGCCGCUCGCAUGAAAGACAGAAAGCUCGCGUUGUGGAAAAAUUUAUUGAAUGAAGCAUUCUAUCUUCAAGACAUCAUCAAGAACAAAUCCAACUUGGUCCACGAAUUUCACACCACGGUGCGUCCACUUCAAGACGCCACUACUUGGAAUAACUUUAAAUCACGAUCGGAGUGGUGGUGGGUGAUACGGAUUCGCCCCAUCGUUUACCGUGUCUUGGCCGUUCUUCUUGGCACCGUCAGUGUGUGCAUUCUCUGGUCCGAGUUGACCUUUAACGUCCAGAAUCCGGUCAUUUCCAUUGUAUCCCUCGCACUCAAAGCAUGCGGCGGAAAUUAUGCUGCGGUAGAGAUCAUGGCCUUCCUCACAUUGAUGUAUAUGUGCAUCUGCGUGUACACAUCGCUGUUCAAGAUUCGUUUCUUCAACCUUUAUAUCCUCAUUCCCAACCAUCACACUGAUGAAAACAGUCUGCUGUGGUUCACAGGAUACAUGUGUAAAAUGAUGGCCCCUCUGUGCUAUAAUUACAUCAACUUGUCAGGCAAUGUUGCCAGUACAAACUCAUCCAUUUUCAGUCAGUUUAUGGGUCACGCUGAACUGAUCCCGUUUCUGGGAACGACUUUCAAUGAUUGGUUUCCUAUUGUCAUCCUGAUGCCUGCUUUGGCGGUCUUUUUUAAUCUGCAGGGACGAUGUCUUGCUUGGUGCGGCGUGAAAGAUAUCUAUGAUGAUGACGAUGACCACGAUGCUGAGGCGGGUCAGGCUCAAGGAACCAUUCGUCUCGAUGCCGACGCCGCCGACGGACGAGCCUUGAUUGAUGAAGAACGCAAGCGAGUUGAGCAAGCCCUGAAUCCCGAAAUCGGCCUUCAAAGAGGCCUGCUAAGUCGAGCCCGCAGCGCAUUGGGGGCUUAUACCAACAAAUACGGACGCCCGGCUUCACCGCCAUUGAACGGCGAUCUUCCUUCGCGAGCAUCCAGCUCACAUUAUACCCCACUCAAUGCCUCUCUACGACACGAACGUGAUCGUCGCAUUGAUGAGAUUUUGUCCGGACGCGCACCACCGACAUCCUCUUUGGGAAGCGCAGCCAGUUCGAUCAUAUCGGGAGAUGAAAACAGUGAUGCGGAGCUCCGUUCAGCACCACCUAACAGCAACAAUAGCAAUCCUUUGGCAUCGUUUGGCGACGCCGUCAAAGUCCGUCUGGGCAAUUUAUUUUCAAAAAACAAUGGACAACCAGCAAAUCAAAGGUCACCUGGAGAUGGAUCCACCGCAAGGCCUCGAUCGCAAGAUUAUCAGUCGGUUCCGACUUCUCAAGGGAACCGAGGGCAACGUGUGUUAGGCACCGUCGCCACCGUUUCAAGUGCAUCUGGGUUACCGGAUGAAGCUCGUUCCAGAUCGCCUUCACCCAAUCCAUUUCUUCGACACUCCUCCGUCUCGCAUGGUCAGCGGUCGGCGCUGGGGAAAAAUAGCAGUGCUGUAUCGCCCUUUGCAAGAUUCGAAGACUACCAAGCACCAUCCCCUUCUAAUAUUUUUGAAAAUUCCUAGAACCGCCAAAACAAAAUCACCCGCUCUAUUUCCCCUUACUACAGUAGAUGGAUUUUUUCUUCAAUGUAUUUGUAUACAAAAACUAUGAUUGUCAUAAAACACUUUUGGACAGCGACACUCUAGUCGCGUUUCUUCCAGCAUAGAUGGCACAAAAGCCGCCCAAAGAAUGAGCUCAUACCUUGAACCCAUAAAAUAACAACACAUAUGUAAAUGAUGUGCAAUACAUAUCACCUGCUGUGGUUGGCAGUCCCUGUCUAUGCGAUACGGUACUCUAUGUUUUACAAAAAAAAAGAGGGUCCCACAUUAUCGUCCAUGCUUACGAAAGAUGUAAAGACUUUAUCCGGACUGAAUCUGAAUAGAAAGAUUUUUUGUCUGAC